This is a messenger RNA of Venturia canescens, 8141 nucleotides long. Its product is annotated as thyrotropin-releasing hormone receptor-like. Gene Ontology annotation, cellular component: plasma membrane. Gene Ontology annotation, molecular function: G protein-coupled receptor activity. Gene Ontology annotation, biological process: G protein-coupled receptor signaling pathway. The record is from RefSeq and is a predicted model, not a curated record. NCBI's taxonomy places the organism in Eukaryota, Metazoa, Arthropoda, Insecta, Hymenoptera, Ichneumonidae. The coding region runs from base 109 to 1545 and encodes 478 amino acids. The transcript is spliced from 5 exons.
UCGAUAGAUUUUUUAUGAAAUUUCAUAAUCCUUGAAAGCUCGUUACUACCGAAUGAACAAGUAGCAAAGUGAAUUAUAGAAAGAUUGAAAAAAAAAAAAAAAAAAAAAAUGUUAAGCAAAAUGGGAAUAGGAUUAAUGGAUCGUCUGACGACUUUCGAACCGAGUUGCUUCGAGUACUACGAUCAUCCAACCCCUUUUGGGGGUCUUUUGAUGCGGUCGAAACGAUCGACGACGAACUAUGCGCUAUCAAAUUCAUCGAGCAAUUAUUCAAAUAUGAGUUACGAGUACUGGGACAGCGAUGAGGAAUCGGGCUGCAACGCGGUGUUCUUUUUGCUCGAUUUUUUUCAUGCUUACUACAUUCCUUUUAUCAUAUUAUUGGGUUUCGUUGGUAACUUAUUAUCGUGCGUGGUUUUUCUGAAUACGCAUUUAAAGAUGCGGAGUUCGAGCUAUUAUCUGGCCGCGUUGGCGACUGCAGAUUUUGGAUUUUUGGUAGCUCUCCUUUGCGUGUGGCUCAACGGCGCAGUUGGGUGGCGAGUUUUCAACAAGGACGGUUGGUGCGAGAUACUUGUGUACAUAAGCGCCGUUUGUAGCUCGCUCAGCGUAUGGCUCAUCGUGGCGUUUACGGUUGAAAGAUUCAUAGCCGUACAAUACCCACUUCACCGACCGCACAUGUGUACAAUAGCGCGAGCAAAAACGAUCGUACUUGCUCUCGUUGUCGCCGCUUUCACUCUUCACUCUUACGCAUUUUUUACCGCUGGCGUUGUGCAUAAGGACGGCCACGAUAUUUGCGACCUUAAGAUCGAAUGGUGGGAAGUUAUGAGAAUAAUAAGUAUCAUCGACAGCAUAGCCAGCCUCAUCGUUCCUCUCGUACUCAUCGUUACUAUGAAUACUAUGAUAACGAGAAAUCUACUCAGCUUCAGCAGAAGAUUUAGACACUCCCCGGAAGAAUCGAAUCAUUGUCCGAGUCGCGACAGAUCUGACUCUAAUCUCAAUCGAAUGCCGAGCGGAAGUAGCAGCAACAACGGAGUUGUCAACAUACCGAUGGGUAUUAUCGGAGCCCGCAAACAGCUCUCGCAACAAUCAUUCCAGUCUUCAAAGAACAACCAUUCUCGAAAUCAGCCAUCGCCUGGAACACCGAUCCCUUCGACACCCAGAAAUGCUCAACAAGUACCGGAAAUAUCCAUGAGAUGUAUACACAUUAGAUCCUCGUCGAGAAAUCUCGUCUCGACUAGAAAUCAGCAGAGCAUUACGAAAAUGUUACUCCUCAUCAGCACUGUUUUCAUUCUGCUCAAUUUGCCAAGUUACGUGAUACGACUCUGCGUAUUUUUCUUCACAUUGGCGCGCAAGGAAACUCCGGCAUUGCUAUGGUGUUUGCAACAAUUUUUUAUGCUCUUAUACUACACAAACUUCAGCAUUAAUUUUCUACUUUACGCCAUGUGUGGAAUUACGUUUCGUCGAUGUUUGGAUCAACUGUUACGCAAAACAUUCAAGAGCAUUACCAGAUACCUCGGAAAGAAGAUUAGAAGAGUUUCGGAAAGUUCAUGAAUUUCUAAAGACUGAUGGAAAAGGAUAGCCGGAUGAAAUCAAAGCUCAUACUUAAUACCGAGGAAAAACAUUUCCAUUCAUUGACCCUCGUACGUUGAGUCUGUGUACGUCUCGGUCAUGAUAUUGUAUAUAUAAAUAUAUUCAUAUAAGCCAGUUGGAGCAGUUAUCAACUUUAUGUUUAGCAAUUUACAAUAAAUCGCUUUGAAAACGUAGAGUAGAAUGGCAAACUUUUUUUAAUUAUUUUUUUUUGUCAGAAACAGUGCCAUCUCGUUGCAUAUAUAUUUGUACAUAAAUUUUACUAUUUUAAAUUAUUAUAUUAAAUUUUUAAUAUUGUUUUGUCUAGAUUUAUGUAAAUUAAUAUAAAUUUUGGGACACACUGGCUCCUAAAAAUUUGAAAUAUUGAAAAAAAAAACAACGUCUUUGAAGUCUCAAGUGCUUACGUCUUAAAGUGUUACGACGUUGGCAUGAAAAAAUUCAAUCAAGCUCAAGUCCAAAAUCCAAUUUGAGUGAUAAAGCCAAUCGAUAAAUCGAAAAGAGGCGUAAUUCUGAUCGCCCAAAGGAAAAAUCAACAAUAUUGUGUAAUUAUAAAAUGAAUUGGCAGUAUAUUUUAUCACUUCGUAUCGUGGCUAUGAUAUCUCAUAAAUUUUUCGACGUCAGGACAAAACAAUCGUUGAAUGUUGAAAAAAUAAUAAUAAUUAAAAUAUGUCGUGAAUCCGAACGACUUAGUGUAAUUGCAAACGAUUUAAAUACGAACCAGCACACAAAUCCUAAACAUUUUUUUCUGUUUUAUUGUUUCGCUGUACACUGACAGCGAUGUGGGUGAAAUCGAAAAUAUCAAGUUUCCCUUCUCAAAAUUAUCUCAAGUUACGAGAUAUCGAAAAUUAAUUAACAAAAUAUGGAGGGAUGGACCCGUGUUCCAGCAACUACGAAAUUGAUCUCACUCGCCCACAUGAAAUUCGACGAAUGUGAUGUUAAUUUCCUGAAAAUAUUAACGUUCGUCAUGUAAUUUUAUUUUAUUACAUUAUAUUCGAUCGGUUGUAGUCCAACGAGCAAGUGCACUCGAAUUAAUAACAUUCAACAAAUGCGCAGCAUCAGAAUGAGUACCGAGUCGUGAGUACUCUUAUUUUUGCUGCGUGUCCAAUGGACAUGAAAAGGCCAUGAGUUUGGUUACAGAUUCCCUCUUGAAUCAACAAUUUAUACGAGCACUCGAAUUAUCGUCAGUUCCACUCUGACGCGAGUCCUAUGUUGUAAGACAUCGAAUAAAUUCCAAUUUUGUCGCUGAGUAGAAGUCGUUAAUCACAUAUCGACACAUUUUUAAUUCAGUACCAUAGAUAUUUUCGGAAAAAAUUAAUGAGCAUAAAAAAGUGAACUGCUCGAUGAAAUCUUCUAGAGUAUCGUAUUUCAGUUUACACACCUGAAUUGCAUACUUCAUCAAUUUAUUUCUGGAAAACUUGAUGUCGUAACGAAACGAGGGUUCAGCUUGCUGAAAUUUUGUUGAAAGUGCCAUUAACAACAAGGACUAACAAUUCUCAUAGGUCGACCUUAAACUCCGUGGAAGAUAAAACUUUCGAAUUUAAAUACGUUCUGUUUCCACACCCUACCAUAUGCCGCCCCCGAAUAUAAAGAAAUUGUAUUUUUACCGUGUCUUCUGUCUGGAUAUUGGAAAUCUUUGUCGCACAGAAUUUCCAUACAUUUCGUUUCUGUACCUAAAAUAAAGCAAGCAACACGUGGAAAUCGUCUGUUUGGGGCUGUUUGACGACGAGAGACCUUAAUAAAUAAGAAAAAACUAAUAAUCCUGAUGUCGUCACCCACGCGGAAAUGAAUUUUUUGUCAUGCUUUCGAUACAUUAGUUUGCGAAUCGUCUAUGUCACGUGGGUGGUAGACACACCUCAUGUUCCUCGAAAAACACUAUCGAGCUCUACGAGACGUGCCACAAUUGCGGUGUAGCAGCUUAGCUCGGCUUCGCUACUUCGCGGAUUAACAUCGUGUGGCCACGAGUCACCUUCAUCAGAUGCAUUUCGGUUGGAAGCGCAAUCAACAAGGAAAUAAGUCUUUAGAAAAGCUUUAGACUUUGAACCCAUGAGACUUCCUCCGCGCUUUCACGUACUGACGUAAGAACGACGACUUAUGUGGUACUUCAAAUGAGAGCAUCCACGACAGAGCCCCAAAGUAAGCUGAGGGAUAAUGCAAGAAUAUUAUAGUCUUACGUUAAUGUUUGUCCAAACUUCGAGCUCUUUUCUUCGACCUUGAACAUGUGCGCGUACACGAAAGUGGUUGUGAUCAUAAAAGAGGAGAAGUUAUGCUAACGACUCAAAUAAGUGACUGUUUUCGGAGGCUGGGAAAGUUGAGAAUUUUUUUUUGUUGAUUCUCUUGUAUUUGGGGUUACUAAAUAAUCAUUUUAUUAGGUGAUAUAAUUAUGAUUCGUCGAAAAACUGAUGUUUUUUAUCAGAAAAAAAUGCAUCGUCCAUUUAAUCUUGCCUGUGAUGGUUGCUCACUACAAAGUGAGUGUAUUUCAUGAGAAGCUCCAUUUCUGUAACUAACUUGAUGGAAUUUCAAGUAAAUCGUCUUAUAUAUUAAGUCGGAGUCUCCUUCUAUGUGCACAAUCUUGCGAAUGCAAUUAGUUUUGCAAUCAAACUCUUCCCUUUGAUUUUAUAAACCGAGGUAUUUACAAAGAAUUCGUAAGUUAGUUUUUCCCCAUUAUAAAGAUCAAAGGAAAAACCUUCGAGUUGUGACCAAUUUAGAAGAAAAAUGAUCCUCCAGUUAUAGUAAAACUAAAGUCCUCAUAGAGCUUCGAGCUUUUCAAAUUAUAGUUGAAUGAGCCUCGGACAACGUAUCGACACAUUUAACGAGAAACAUUAACGACUGGACCCUAAGUUCGAUUAAAUCUUGUACAAUAGAAAUUUCGAAAUUCUUUCCAUGCAGCUAUGGGCAGGGUCAAUGAGACUGAGAGGCGUUCAUUAAUGCCAGUGAUCGUUUUUUUUUCGUGAAAUAAAACGCACAAACCUCAAAUUUUUACUUUCCAACCCAUGUUUGAUGAAUAAUGAACGAAAUAAUAUCGCGAGACGUCGCUUUUCCCAUUAGCGCGUGCGAAAUCGUAGAUAAGAUUUUACGUUUAACGUUGCCAUGACUCCUACUCACCUGUGGGAUCCGACGGAGUUCACAAACUUGCUGUAGCAACACUGGAAGGCUCAAAAGCGUAGCGGCAAUUUACGGCAAUACGUGUAAGGAUUUUGAUUUCGAGGAUUAAGAAGCAAUGAUGAGGGUCAAGAUCGGGAUCGAGAUUACGAUCAAUGUGGAGGUAGAGCAGGUCAGUUGUUAAACUUCGAGAUUAAUGGAGCGAUGGAUAGAGAGCGCUAAAGAUUUUUUUAUCGUAUACCGAUUUAUAGCAAAACUUUGAGAUAAAUGUCGUAGAGGUGACCACUCUGGACCACACGAUGAGAAAUGGCUCACAAGCAAGACAAAAGUAGCGAGAUCAGAUGUAUACAGGGAAGUCCGGUUCUUGAGGCUUUUUGCACCAAAUUUAGGGGGCGGGGGGAGUGUCCCCAGCAUUAAUUCGUGGUUAAUGGCACUGGCAGUGAAUUUUUCUCUCUCUUUCUCCUGUACACCUCUCUAGAUAAUGGAGGCGGGUGUUUCUAUUGUUGGUGAAAAUAUUAUAGCACUCAGAAUGCACUGAGAGAAAAAUAUACUAUUUCUAACUAUAUUUUCACUGUGUAACAUCGAAAAAACACAGUCACAGUUACGAUAAUUCUAUGGUAGCAUAAAUGAUGUUUAAAUGGUGGGAACAGCAAACAAUCACAUAAACACACGUUAAGUGAGCAUAAUUAACGGACUUAGUUCAUUUUACCAAAAAAGUUUGUCCUGUAUUGCAUGAUAUUUAGAUGGAAUCUUACAAUCAAUAAGGUAUGAGCUCUUUAGAGCCCGAUAGACACCUUUCGCAUGUACUCUUUUCUACGGGAUUAUUCACUAUAAAAAGUCACGUUCGAACAAAUUAAUUUUGCAAAACUAAUAGCGAAUUCGCUAUGAGUAACCCAAAAAUCUUGGACAUGGUGUGCAACUUAUAUGUCAACUCUAAAAUAAUCGUUCUCGUAACAAAAUUUAAAUAUCCUGAAAACUCAACAUUUUGUUUAAGCAAUUUUACCGUUUAUUUAAAGCAAAAGCAUCGAGAAGUCGAUUUAUGCGCUUUAUCGUUGGAAAAUAAUAUGAUACGGCUUCCGAAUCGUGGAUUAAACAAAAAUGAACCUCAAAAAUUGCUACUUUUCUGCUUUAUUUUGCAAAAACCCAAUAAAACAAGGGUUUCAGUUAAACUUUAAUGGCACGAUUGAAAAAAGCGACCUAAAAAAUAGUCGACAAGGUAGCUUACGAAUUUUUCCAAUGGCUUUUUCAUAGCGAAUAAUCCCCUAGAAAAGGGUACAUGCGAAAGGUUCUUUCGGGCGUUGAAGGGUUAAUCGUAUAUAAGUAGCCAUUUUGGUAUUUUUUACUAAACGAAUACCAAUAGGUAUUAUGCAUAUGAUGAAAGAUUGAGAACAAAAAAUAUGUUUUACCGAACUAUAUUUGAGUUAUCGUACACCAUGCGUUUAUGGGAAUUACUUCUUGCCUGUAAUGCUCCGCACACAAUAUGAGUUAUGUUAAAUUUUUGACAAUACUUAAUAGCAUUUUUUCAAAUAGUUUAUUGUUAUACACACUAUGGAAAUGAAUGUUCAACUGGACAUUGCAAUUAUAGUCUAUUCAACAGCAAAAUAGUUAUCUCGUCAAUAUGUUUUAACAUCUUUUACCCAUUUUACCCAUUUUACGAUAGUCGUUUAGUAAAACCUACCAUGGACGUUGUUCUCUGUGUGAAAGACUUUUUGAGGAUAGUAAUGAUAGCACAAAUGAAAGUCUCCAAAAAAUUGUAAUCUGAGUUCGUUUACGAGAGGCUCUUAGACGACUUGGUUAUAAUUUUUUUUCAUGAAAAUCAAAUGAGCUCGAAACAGGGACCUUUUUCUUGAUCGCAGAAUAGACGAAGUCAAGCAUUGAAAAAGUUUAUGUGCUGACGGUUCAUAAGGAUGCGAGUUCAUGGGUAGACUAGAAGAUGUUUAGAGCUGAUCCCGGACUGACGAAAAUGAUAAGUGAAUUCUAUUCCGCUCCAGUAAAACAUGAAGCUUUUCAAUUUAACAUACGGAUAUAUAUUUUUUCAACAAUAUAUUUGGAAAUGAUCUUAGCAUAACUUCAUUUUCGUUGGAAACGAGCGUAUCGAUCUAAAGAAUGGUAUCUCUAGAGAAUUUGGAUGUAAGAAAUUGAAAAGGAAUGAAGACACUUGACAGAUUAUAUUUUUGUACUGUAUAUACUUAUUUUUUCAUCGAAAAAUGUAAAUUUUUUAUGACAAAUUAGUUGGAGUUUCAGCAAAAUUAACAGGAUAUGGAACGGUUGUCGUUUUUGGGGCUGUGAACCGAAUUGUGGAAAAUCGAAUUGACGCACGCGUUAUUAAAAUGAACAGACACAAUGUUUAGAUUUGAAAUUUUUGAAUUAAAUGUAAAAUAGUUAUAAAUAUAUUCAACUGUUAGUAGAACGAUGAAAAAAAUCUUCGAUGUUUGAAAUAAUAAUAUUUAUCGUAUCUAUGGAAUGUGAUAGUUUGAAAGAAAUUUUAUUCAUGUCUAGCUUGAAUUUGUGUCAAACCGAUAACAAGGUUCAUUAGUGUAUAUUUAUCGAAUAAGUAAAUCAAAUUGUAUAAUGCAUCAAGUAUUAGUGUACUCUUCGACAAUUGAUGUACUUAAGCCUAUGGAGCUUUGUAUUAUUUCGUUAAAUGACUUGAUACCAGGAACUGUAUGCUUCGAACGGUGUGAAAUCUCCGUAAGUUAAGAUAAAGAAAACCUCAAUAAGGUGGAAAGAUAUUUGACUGACUCAUUUAUAAGGUUGCUAUGUCCAUUGUGUUACAUUAUUCGGUAAACUAAUAAUAAAUAAUUUAUAAAUAAAGUUAGGUCAUUAUUAGAGAGUAAAAAACGAAUAGAGUUGCGUUUUUCUAAUUUUACGUAUUUUAAGAACAUUUUUCGAACUUCAAAAUUUGUACGAGCAGCAUCGUUGCCAAAAAUUAAAUCAAAUCCUUUUCUUACGAGGGCAUGAAAUACCAAUGUAAGUAACACUUCCUUUCACUACGAAAAUAGUUAUCAAAAAUUUCGAUUCAAUUCAUUCCACGCGACUAUUUUUGAUCUGGUGCCGGCGAAUAUUAAAAAAAUCCAUGGAUCAAUUCAAUUUUUUUUGCACGCGUAUUUCCCAUUGCAGUGUUUGAUAAAUGUAAGUCAAUAAACUGAGCCUGUUCCUACUGGAUUUCAACAUUGCAUUCCAAAAUUGAAGAGCGUUCAUACAUCAACGAUUAUAUAAAAAUAAACAAAAAACGUUCCGAAUUUUUUCUCUUUGACGAAAUGAUAAAAAUGUUGGAGCAAAAUGACCGGCGGCAAUGAUAGAUGUUAUACGUUUCAAAAAAUAUUACAUUUUAUUCGAAAAAACUGAAAAAAUUGUUUCCUCACGUGAAAACUCAUUUCAUUAAAACAUUUUUUCCUUUUUCCAUACAGAAUGGUAUUAUAAAGUCGAAUGUACCCUCAAUAAAGAAUCCUCCAACCAAA